Molecule: messenger RNA, 3785 nt
Organism: Chaetomium fimeti
Lineage: Eukaryota; Fungi; Ascomycota; Sordariomycetes; Sordariales; Chaetomiaceae
Exons: 2
Coding region: 246-3638 (1130 amino acids)
Biological process (GO): regulation of mitotic cytokinesis
Molecular function (GO): GTPase activator activity
Source: RefSeq, a predicted model, not a curated record
GCAUUGGAAACGGCCCCUCGACGCGCAAGGGCCUUCUUUCGGUCGAUCGUCCUCCAGUCGGGUGUUCUCUGAACCUCGACUGCGAGAACGCGCCUGCGGCAUCCACAUUCCACGUCCUCUUGAACAAGUCCCUCUUUUCGUAAUGCCCUGACGAUGCAAACCACGACCCUCACGAUCACCGAAUUCCGCUUCGCCCCUCUUUCCCCCGGCUGCUUGCCGUCGACAUAACCACACCCGCAGCUAACAUGCAGGCUGUGCCGAGUCUCGUGGGAACCGGCACUGCUGCCGCUGCCGCUGCCGCUGGUUUGGUCUUUGGUCAACCACCCGAACCCGAAGCGCCGUGGUCGAGCCCAAUCCAACACCGAUUUCCCGCUGACUACGACGGCUUCCGAGUCCAGCCCGCCCCUCCCCGUCCCAGUACGAGCGCCAUCCCUAAUUAUUACGCCUGCCCAUCGCCAGCGGAGGAAUUCCCGUAUGCCUCUUUCCGCCAGCUCACCGAUGUGCCCCCGGGCCCUCUUACGUCACAUCCGACAAGCCCGACAAGUCCAACGAGUGUCCCACGGCCUCUCACCGGGAUUUCGGUCUCGUCGCCGAGGUCUAGCAGCAGGAGACAGUCGUUCAUACGGCCGGGCGAUUUAACCUCGCAGCCCAUAGCCGAGAAUUGUAGGGAUUCGGUAUCGUCAAAGGGAUCCUGGGUACGGCGGCUAUCUCUCCGGCCCCUGUCCCAACAUGGGAGCCGAAGGUCAAGCAUGGGCCCAGACUCGUCGUCAAUGACCUUUUCCCACGGUUCUGGCGUUCCAAUACUUGGACAGUCACCCACCUCUCGUUCUUCUCCGAACAAGCUGGUCAAGAGAACAACAUCCGGGAAAAACGGAAUAGCAGGGGAGCCGACACGUCGAGGUUCCAUAUCGCAGGUUCUGACACUCCGAAGGCCUGCGACUAGCCACCAACGUUCCGCGACGAUGCAACAAUUCCAGCAUCAGGGUGCUUUCGUUGAGCCGCUUUCGCCGGCUGUCAAGUCCCCGUCUGAUCAUUACAAUCCGUCACCAACUUCCAUGACCUUUCCGCCCCCAGCAGAACAUGGUCGUCAACCUAGGAAAUGGACCUCAUUUUUCCACGCCCGGCGCUCGACAUCGUCGGGACGAGAUUUUUCGGGCUUGCCCCCCGGAAGCGGCCCCCACUACAACAUAUUUCCGCGAAAGAGGUUGUCAUUGGGCCGGGGUAAUAUUUUUCGCGCCUACCUCACAAAGCCGGGUGAUGUUGCCGAUGUUCCUGUCCUGAAAGAUGAAGCUGAGGCACCGCCGGAUCGUUUCACGACUGGGGAAACGGAGGAGGCGUCGCCGACCACAAGCGACCUGUCCAAUUCGCCCGACUCAGGUGUAGACCAGCCCCCAAGGAGGUCCCUUUCGAUGCAUUUCAGUUCAGCGGGCAAUUGGAUUUCGAGGACCGGAAGCACUCGGCGCCCAAGACGGAGCACUAUCGACGCAAAGACAGGAGCGGGCCGAUAUACCCCGGACUCCGGGGCUGCGCCGCGCGACCAAGCCCACCCCCCGGUAAAACCAGGGCUCGAAGGAAUUCAUGCGCCACCGGAGGCUCGAGAAAACCCUCAGCAACAGCCGGAAUAUGAAUUCAGCUCAGCCGAACUUCCCCGAACCCGCAAGAGAAACUCGUCGUCUCCCUUGCCUCCCCUAAAUCGCCUCUCCAGUUUCAACCUGGAUAUCCCACGAAUAGGCUCGCCCGGCCCCACUCGGGCGCUUCACAGCCCCAUUAAUUACUCCCAAACCCCAUCGGUUACUACUCACAGCCGAGUGCCGUCGGGCGAGCGAUCCGUAACUCUUGCUGGCUCAGACAUGUCAGCUCGUGAUGGUGUUUUCGGAGACGAGGAGGAUACCGACUUCAGGAGCGACGGCAUGUAUGACUCUUUCCGCACCGGAGCUUCUUCUGGUCGUAUGAGAUCUGUCGAGACGCCCGUCGAGUCCAUGUUUGAUGACUCCCCACCUAACACUGCAAGCAACACCAAGACAAAACGGUUGUCAAUUCAGGAAAUGCUCGGGCGCUCUUGGGAUGGCGAAACAAAAAUCACUGAAGAGGACGAGGGCGUUGAUACGCCGAUUAGGCCGACGCAUAUGGUCGAGGCGCCCGGGUUUGGGCCCCAGAGCCGGAAGGAGACCGAUUUUGGGUUUGACGCUGCACAUGACCUGUCACUAGACAGCCGCGACUUUGGACGGUUAUCGUUUGACGAUGAUGACGAUGAUGACUGGGCACGAGAUGACGAGAAUACUCUUAGCAACCAUCUCUCACCCCCGAGCUCGACCAACUCCCGCCGCGUCAGUCCUACGUUUAGGCAAGCCCUCAGGAACAUCAGCGGCUGCGCCAGCCUUGAUUCCCAGAGGGAUAGCUUGAGCGAGCGGCCAAGGAGCAACAUAUUCGAUUGGUCCGAACCUUCGAUCCACGACAAGUUCGACACAGAUUUGCCACGGCCGAAGACAGUACACGGAAAGCAGGAGUUGGACCUGAGAGGAGGUCGUGCCACAAACCGCAAACCACCUGGUGUCGCUCACGUACGGAGCCAGAGUGUCCCCAUAGUCGUCCCCGAUCUAUCGGAUGGCUCAAAGCCACCGCCAAAAUUUGGGACUUGGGGUUUGGGAACCAAGACGGCUAGCGAGGACUGGGACGACGACUUCGAGUUCGAAGAGGACGAGUCCGUGAUCUGCUCACCGGGCGGCAAAGACUCGGCCACGAGCUUCGCGAUGGUAGUCCCUGCCUCAAUCCGGGCAACGCAGCCGAGCGUAAGAGCACACUCCGGUCAGAUCCGCGAACUGUCGCUGCUAGUCAACGACUUGAAACGGUUAUGUCGGCAUGGCAAAGACCUCGAUAUCCUGAGAGGACCGAUGGCAACGAAGUGGGUAGAAGCCGAGGGUAUAAUUGCCCUGGCGUCUCCGGACGAGGACGAGGACGAAGAACUAGACUCAACGAGGCCCUCAACGGACUUCGAUCGGUCAAACAUCGAUGACCGGUUCCUGGAGGAAGGGUUCGACGGAUCCAUUCUCGACCACAUCGAUGACCCCUUUGGGUUUCCGGAGCCUGAAAUGUCCAAGACUGCCGUGAUACGAGAGCGGCAUAGCCCUCGGCGGCGGUCCGUGUUCUCGCCCGAAGAUGAUAUUUUCGGUAACUGGCCGCUGAACGAAGGAAGUGCGACCCCUGCAAAGCCGCACACGCCGAGCAGAUGCUCUAGCCUAAGCCGAAACUCGACGAUCAUCUCGAGCGUGAUUGAGGCCAUGAAGCAGCAGCAGAAGUCCGACAGCAUCAAGAGCCCGGCCCCCAAGAUACCGGACGCGAAGCUCUUUUUCGACACCAACAGCCUCCAGGAACUGGUCAAGCGGGCGGGGCAGCUGCGAGACUCGCUCUCGGACGCUGUCCGCAGGGCCGAGUUGCUCACCCAAAGCCCUGCCGGGACGCCCCGCCGCGAACGGCACCCCCGCCACCAGAACCCGGACGGCAGUCCCGCCUUCACGCGCGUCUUUGUAGACCCGGCUUCGAGUCCACCCAGACGCCUGCCCACCAGUCGCAGCACUCCUUCGAUUUUGAGCAGGGCAUCGGUCGAUUCGCCGCGGAUGCAAAUGAUGACCGUCAACUAGACCAGUCGACCACAAAUGGCGUCCGUAAUAAACGGCGUUUUCUAAUUACAUAUCGCCGCCUUUUGUUUUUUACUUCCUUACCCCAUCACGAACCACCCGCCGGACGAGUUGGGUGCGUUUUUUUACUAAGGACGCUUCCAAUAUCCG